Molecule: messenger RNA, 1256 nt
Organism: Asparagus officinalis (garden asparagus)
Lineage: Eukaryota; Viridiplantae; Streptophyta; Magnoliopsida; Asparagales; Asparagaceae
Exons: 5
Coding region: 172-915 (247 amino acids)
Biological process (GO): protein ubiquitination
Molecular function (GO): ubiquitin protein ligase activity
Source: RefSeq, a predicted model, not a curated record
GUCUUUGUUUCUCCCCACCUUCAAAGCAACGAACAGAGGGGGAAGAGAGAGAGAGAGAAAGAGUAAAGAGAGAGAAAUUUAGGGUUUUUUGGGGGGAGAGAGAGAGAAAGUUUGGGGUUUUUAUUGUUAUAUAUUUUUUGUUGGGGGGAAUUUGAAUGAUUUGUGCUGGCCAUGGUCCUGGCGCCGAUGAGGAAGUCGUUCAAGGAUUCGCUGAAAGUUCUAGAAGCUGACAUCCAGCACGCUAACACACUAGCUUCAGAAUUUUCACGGGAGUAUGAUGGUGCUUGUCUUCAAAUGCGCAUGUCAUAUAGCCCAGCUGCCCACAUCUUUCUUUUUCUGGUUCAGUGGACAGACUGUAGCCUUGCAGGCGCUCUUGGUUUGCUCAGAAUCUUAAUAUAUAAGGUUUAUGUCGAUGGAACAACGACUAUGUCAACUCAUGAAAGGAAAGCAAGUAUCAAGGAAUUUUAUGCUGUGAUUUUUCCCUCCCUGAUGCAACUGCACAAGGGGAUAACUGAUAUGGAAGAUAAAAAGCAAAAAGCAGUGUGUAUGGAAAGAUACAGAAGGAGAGAUGAUGAGGACAGGAGAACGUUCUCAGAGAUAGAUGUCGAGAGAGAGGAGGAAUGUGGGAUCUGCAUGGAAAUGAAUAGCAAGAUUGUGCUACCCAACUGCAGCCAUGCCAUGUGCAUGAAAUGCUACCGUGAAUGGCAUUCAAGAUCACAAUCAUGCCCGUUCUGCCGAGAUAGCCUCAAAAGGGUAAACUCUGGUGAUUUAUGGGUAUUCACCGACAGCAGAGACAUUGUCGACAUGUCGACAGUGUCAAGAGAAAACCUGCGGCGCCUCUUCAUGUACAUAGAUAAGCUACCUCUCAUCGUUCCGGAUUCCGUGUUCGAUUCCUAUGAUUCUCAUGUCAAGUGAUAACAUAUAAUAUCAUCAUCAAAUCAUCAUAUGAUCAUUCUUUCAGUUAAGUGGCAGUAUAGCUCUGGCUGAUUGAUUUAUGUUGACCUCUGAUUUUUAUUUGGGGAAUGACAUUAUGGGUCUGUAUAUUUGUGGUAGGGUUGUUGUAAAUACCUGUAUAGUUUUAUGAAAUUUCUGUGGCUGGAUGCUAGCGAACCGAAACUCUCUGUUAACUUGCUAAAUGUAUAGAUGUAGGAUUUAUUUACCUGGGUUGGUUCUCUGUAUGGUUUCUGUUCUCUCAACGAAUCUCUACUUCUUUUAACUACUUGUAGUUAAGUUUGAAUGCGAUGCCGGAAAUUAUU